This is a messenger RNA of Asparagus officinalis (garden asparagus), 2260 nucleotides long. RefSeq names its product ATP-dependent DNA helicase Q-like 1. The record is from RefSeq and is a predicted model, not a curated record. Gene Ontology annotation, molecular function: nucleic acid binding; ATP binding; 3'-5' DNA helicase activity. The transcript has 12 exons. Lineage: Eukaryota; Viridiplantae; Streptophyta; Magnoliopsida; Asparagales; Asparagaceae. Gene Ontology annotation, biological process: double-strand break repair via homologous recombination. The coding region runs from base 19 to 1881 and encodes 620 amino acids. Gene Ontology annotation, cellular component: cytoplasm; nucleus; chromosome.
AGAGAGAGAGAGAUCAAAAUGGAGGUAGAAAGAGUUCGUCUUCUCAGCUUAGCAAUCGAGUUCGGAUUCGAUGAGGAGUUCUCGAAUCAAUGCUUAGAUCGCCUUGUCGAUCUCUAUGGUGAGGAUGGUAAAAAUUUUGUCACUGUGGAGCACUGUGGUGAUGAUUUUCUUGCUGCACUUGCUGAUGCUAUGCAAGACACUGAGGAAUGGGAAGAUCUGGAAGCUAUUGAAUCUGAAGCCUGCGGUGCGUUAAGUAAAAUUAUAGAGAAGAAGGUAGCCAAUAAUCAUGGUAUAGAGAAUGGGUCUUCAUUUGGCAGUUCUGACAUCGGAAAGGAAGAUUUACAUGGGCAUUCAAUGGAUGAAGCUUUGAAGGCAUCGACUUCCUUUGUUGUUGAUGAUGAUUCAGAUUUGGAAAUCUUGAGCCAAAAGGAUGGUCAUCCCUUUAAUACUAGUAGGAAACAUGAUAGAAGUGCCCCUCAGCGUGCGAGCAAACAACCCUUAAUCUCAACAGUGUAUGAAAGUGUCAAUAAACAAGGAGCAAUUCCAUCACGUUCUAAUGGUGAUCUAUGCAACGAUGCAAUGAAAGAUGGUCAUGGGAGACUAGGAUACAAUGAGCUGCAGGCCAUGGAUGACAUUGAAUUGGCUAAUGUGGUAGUAUUUGGUAAUAUGACGUUUCGAUCACUGCAGUAUCAAGCUUGUAAGGCAGCUACUGAGAAUAGAGAUUGCUUUGUUCUUAUGCCCACUGGUGGAGGCAAAAGUUUAUGUUACCAGCUCCCUUCAACUCUCCAUCCAGGUGUAACCAUUGUAGUAUGCCCCUUACUCUCACUGAUUCAGGAUCAGAUCAUUACGCUGAACAUGAAGUACGGCAUACCAGCAACAUUUCUAAACUCUCAACAAACUACUUCACAGGCAUCGGCUGUCAUGAGAGAACUGAGGAAAGAUGCACCAUCCUGCAAGCUCUUGUAUGUCACUCCUGAAAGAAUAGCUGCAAAUUUUUCAUUUAUGGAAACCUUACGAUGUCUUCAUCAGAAGGGUCUACUAGCAAGGUUUGUGAUUGAUGAAGCACAUUGUGUAAGUCAAUGGGGCCAUGAUUUUCGUCCAGAUUAUAGAGCCCUUGGAUGCCUUAAGCAGAAUUUUUAUCGAGUUCCUAUAAUGGCCUUAACUGCAACUGCAACCCACACCGUCCGAAAGGACAUCUUGAAUACCCUGAAAAUACCAGAUGCUCUUGUUCUGGAGACGAGUUUUGAUAGGCCUAACCUGAAGUAUGAAGUCGUGGGUAAAUGCAAAGAUCCAUUGAAGCAGCUUGGGCAGCUGCUGAAAGAGAGAUUCAAGAACAUGUGUGGAAUAGUAUAUUGCCUCUCGAAAAGUGAGUGUGUGGAAGUCUCUAAUUAUUUAAAUCAGAAGUGUAAGGUGAAAACGGUAUAUUAUCAUGCUGGUUUAGCCGCUCGUCAGAGAGUUUCUGUUCAAAAGAAAUGGCAUACCGGAGAAGUUCAUGUUGUUUGUGCGACAAUUGCAUUUGGAAUGGGAAUAGACAAAGCUGAUGUUAGGUUUGUAAUCCACAACACCUUGUCUAAAUCAAUCGAAAGCUAUUACCAAGAAUCAGGGAGAGCAGGAAGAGACGGUCUACCCGCAGCAUGCAUUGCACUUUACCAGAAGAAAGAUUUUAGUCGAGUUGUGUGCAUGCUACGUAGUGGACAAGGUUCUAGAAGCGAAAGCUUUAAGGCAGCUAUGACCCAAGCAAAGAAAAUGCAGGGAUAUUGUGAACUGAAGACUGAGUGCAGGAGGCAAGCACUUUUGGAUCAUUUUGGAGAAUGCUUCAACAGAGAUGUCUGUAAAUAUGGAUCCAGUCCCUGUGAUAACUGCACUAAGAUGUUGGGUUGAGUCUAUAUGUAUGAUUUUAAAGUGUGCCUGAGCUCAAUUAUUAAAGUUCCUAGGCAGCAUAAGUGAAGUAGUUUGAGCUCUAACUUUUGAUCCCUCAUCACCCAGGAUCCCAUAUUUGAAGACCUAAAACUGAGAAUUGCCUUCAAAAACUUCAAUACAGGGCGAUUUGUACUGCUCGCAAUCAAACCUGAAAUGCAAUGUCUAUUAUCCUAAGCUCGCCAGUAGCAAACUCCAUAUUUACUCGAGUGAGGUUUGUUGAUAGGUUUACCAGAUUAUUAGCAUAUUUGGUUGUACUUUCGGAUCACAAAACUAAGACAUCAACAAAAGGAAACAAGCUCUGCAAGUUCGAAAAUGAGGCAGUGUUUCCUGUUUGGUUUCU